Penicillium mononematosum is the source of this 288-nucleotide messenger RNA. RefSeq lists its product as uncharacterized. The coding region runs from base 1 to 288 and encodes 95 amino acids. The record is from RefSeq and is a predicted model, not a curated record. NCBI's taxonomy places the organism in Eukaryota, Fungi, Ascomycota, Eurotiomycetes, Eurotiales, Aspergillaceae. The transcript has 2 exons.
AUGGCCGAGAAGGAGCCGUCGAAAGAAUCGCCGGAAGGAGCUGCGGACAAAAUGGACCCAGAAGGACCAACCAUAUACGAUGUUUGGAAGCAGGCUGAUGGCUUGUUCCAGGGCGAAGAAACAGAGAAAUGGAUUACAUUUAUUGCAAAAACCGACCACCACGCUGGAUUCGUAAGGGUUGUGGGAGGGGAUGAAGGAUUUACAACCACUGCCCCCAGAACAUUCCUUGUUCCUCCAAACCACAAUAUCGAGGUUUUCAGUUGCAAAAUUAUGUUCACACAAGGUUAA